CAGAUGAGUUGUACAAUUAUCCAACAAGCCGUUCAAUAAUCGAGCAGUAUGAGAUGACACAUAACCUUAAUAUAAGGACAAGGACUUAGAUCAAAAUCACAGGUAAUGAUGUAGACUGGUAAAAAAAAAAAAACCAAUGUUGGCUGUUCAUCAGCUGUCCAUGCUGGACCCAACACUAGAAAUCUACACCAAUAAUAUACAACAUAGAGAAAAAUGAACUUGAGCUCAUCGUACCACAAGUUCCAGGACAGCUCUCUACCAGUUUUUGGAAAACCCAAACCUAAGAUGAAGAAACCUGGCCGCCUUUUCUCACUAGUGAUUGUAGUGUUGGGACUAGGGAUCGUUCUUACACUGCUGAAUAUCUAUGAACUUCAUAAAAUGAGGGAAACUGGAGUGUUACAACAGGCCAAUAUGCCACAGGUGGAGGGAAGGACCGGAAAAUAUGCUGUCAGGAUGCCGGUAGUGUGGAUUGAGGGCAAAAAGCUGGAGUCUGGAUACUUGAAGCAUGUGUUUGCUGUUUUUGAGAGGAUAGGAUAUGUUGUUGGUGAUGGCGAGUCUGAUUGGGAUGUACUCUGGUCACAUGAAUAUCCAUUUGAACAGCUUGCCAAAAAAAUCUCAGAUCUCAAGCCUCAUCAGAAGGUAAACCAUUUCCCUGGGUCAGGUUACAUAACCAACAAGGUCAGUCUGGCAGUCUCCAACAAUCCUUACAUACCCAGGGCUUUCAAGAUUCCCAAGGAAAAGGACAAAUUUUAUCAAUAUGCAGAGGAGCACCCAAACACCCUGUGGGUCCAGAAAAGGAACAGUCACAGAGGAAUCAAGAUCAAACAUGUACAGGAACUAGACUUGUCAGAUGAAGGCUCUUUUGUUCAGGUGUUUGUUGAUCAACCAUUUCUUAUUGAUGGCAGAAAGUUUGACAUUGGAGUAUACACCAUAUUGACAUCCAUAGAUCCACUGAGAGUGUAUACUCUAGAAUCUGAGGCUUUAUUCAGGUUCUGUUCCCAAGAUUACUACCCUUUUGAUGCCCGUAACAUUAACAAGUACGUUGUUGGUGAUGCUUACAUGCCAGUCUGGGAGAUUCCAUCCCUGAAGAAGUUGUACAGAGAAUUAAAUUUCAACUUUAAGGAAUCAUUUGAUGCUUAUUUGGAAAGUCAGGGUCACAAUGCUAAGAAGCUGUGGAGAGAUAUUUCUGCUGCCAUCAAGACUGUUUACUUACAGAAGGAGGCUGCCAUCAUUUCUUCUGCAAGUAAAUACUCAUCUUCAAGAAAUUUCUUUGAAAUGGUUCGAUUUGAUUUUGCCCUAGAUGAGGAUUUAAAUGUGUACCUUAUGGAGGUGAACAUGUCUCCUAACCUGUCCUCAGGUCACUUCCAGGAAAAUGCGGAGUUGUAUGAAAAAGUUGUGUUCAACUUACUAAGUGUUGUCUUAGUCACCAGGCCAGUCAAAAAUGACUUCUCUAAAAGUUCGGAGGAUGAAGCAAAUAUGAGGGUCUCAGACAAAGAUAUAUCUGUGUUCCCAGAGUGGUGCCUCAGUAAAUCAUGUCUACAUAGCUGCAGGGAAGAGAUGUGUAAGUUAUGUAGCCAAUGUGUGUCUCUGACAAUGAAGAAAACACUGAAGCUGGCAUAUUUAGAGCAUAUCAAUAAAGGAAGCUGUGGUCGUGUCCUUCCACAGAAAAUGACUAAGGAGUUUGCUUUAGAAUGGUCCCCCUCAACUAAUGACCCAGAGUUCCAGAGUCUGAAUAGGAGGAAUAAGUUAAUGUACAUGUGGUUUGUUGGCAAGUGUAGACAGAGUGCUGCCUGGUGUUAAACCACACAAUCAAUCACCCUAACAAAAGAAUUAACCACUGAAACAAAAACUGCCACCAAAAGACCACACUGCAAUACAGUCGACUUCAGAAAUGUUAAAAUUCAACAAACAAACACAUUAUUUUUUUCAAUUUGACCCAAGUUCUAAAUUAGCAAAAUUGGCCAUGUGAGCAUAAUGUUUUUAAAUUUCUAUCUGAUCUAACAAACCAUAAACAAACCUUAACCAAUUACAUGAUUGAUCAUAACAAAAGAAUACACAUUAUUAGCUCAGCGGACCAAUAAUUUACUUCAAACUAAAAGAUAAUUCAAUAGAAGUGAUUUCAACAAUGUUUUAUUGCAAAGUUCUAUUUCAAAAUAAGCGAUUUUGAUAUAUUACGUGGAAUAGGCUGUAAUGGCAUUUAAUCCAUAAAAUUUGGAAGAAUUUUCAACAGAGGAUGAAGAGUUUAUCCAAAAGAAUGCAGAGUAAUUUAUUGGGCCAGAAAAAAAAUCAUUUGUUUAAACCAGUGAUCACCUACUGGUCUCAUCAUAUGCUGUGAUAUACACUGUACUUGUUUUUGUAAAAGAGAGACUGAAAUAAUGUUAUAGGAAAUAUUUUUGAUAGCUGUUUUUCUGUAUUUUAUUAAA
Saccostrea echinata is the source of this 2423-nucleotide messenger RNA. Its product is annotated as probable tubulin polyglutamylase ttll-15. Gene Ontology annotation, biological process: protein modification process. Bases 214 to 1800 code for a protein of 528 amino acids. The transcript has 16 exons. The record is from RefSeq and is a predicted model, not a curated record. NCBI's taxonomy places the organism in Eukaryota, Metazoa, Mollusca, Bivalvia, Ostreida, Ostreidae.